Messenger RNA from Heteronotia binoei (common prickly gecko), 2982 nucleotides. RefSeq names its product aarF domain containing kinase 2 (gene ADCK2). The coding region runs from base 632 to 2563 and encodes 643 amino acids. NCBI's taxonomy places the organism in Eukaryota, Metazoa, Chordata, Lepidosauria, Squamata, Gekkonidae. The record is from RefSeq and is a predicted model, not a curated record. The transcript is spliced from 8 exons. Gene Ontology annotation, cellular component: mitochondrion.
GGUGCGAAUCGUUUUGGUUCUCCCGCGGCGUUCUAUGGCAUCAUUGCAGGAACCCCAUCGAAGACCACGUGGAGGGCUGAGAUCUUGACGCGGAAGCUGCAGAGAGAGCCCAGAUCCAGCGUUGCCUUUGAGAGCCGAGUUGUCAUCGGUGCCAAGAGGAAUGAAUGAAUGAAUCGAUUUCCCCCCAAAAAGCAGCCUGGGCCGGAGAUCAAAGCAGAAAAGGACGCGAUUUUGCGAUAAUGAGCAGAGUUCAACGUGGGUCAGCAGCACCAACAACAAGGCGGAGAACUUGUGUCGGUUUGGAGAAGAUGGAUGAGCUUCGCGUCUCAAGCCGUCAUUAAUCCUGCUAGAAAUCAGGCCUGCCCCAUCCAGGGCGCCCUGAUGGGCAACGAACCGUGUAAUACAGCCUAUAAGAACUUGUUUUGGAUUCUGUUAUGUAAAUACAGAUUUUGGUAGUGACAGGUUCAGAGGGAGGGAGGCUGGGUGGGGCGGCUUUCUAUUGCAACAGAGCUGCCUUCAUUGCUGGGUAUCACCUGUCGGUUCUUAACCUCUAAGCUCUUUCUUCCAGGGAUCAUUCUCAAAUGUUUCCCACAGAGCUGAGAAUUUAGUUGCAGCCUCACCUUCCCCCUGGAUGUGUCCGAUCCAGAUGACGCCCUGGCAAUUCACUGCCCGGAUCUUCCUUCCUAACGUCAGAAUACUGCGUUGGAGAAAGUUGUGUUUUCCAAGGAAAACGUGGGGGGCUCAGCCUGCCAGGUUCUUGUCUAAUCAGGCCCAUGGCUGGGUUCGAUCCAAAACCUUGGCAAAGAUCACUUUAGGAUCUUGCGGGGUGGGAGGGUUGUUUGGCAGUGUGAGCUGUGAAGGAAUUCCCCUGGAAGGAGCCUGUGUAGAAGUAGAUGUACACAUCAGUAAUGGUGGGCCUUCAAGUAGUUUCUUCCAAUGUAUUGCAGCAGCUGUUUCUCUGACUCUCCGUUUCUGCUUUCUGUUGCUGAAAUUUGGCCCGUUGUUUUGGCUUUACCCUGUCACCUACCUGUCUCCCACUUUUGCAUCAUUCUGGUUCCAUCUUCUGCUAAAGGCCACUGAAUCCUCUGGCCCUACUUACAUUAAGCUGGGCCAGUGGGCAAGCACAAGGAGAGACCUUUUCUCGGAGGAGUUCUGCACCAAGUUCUCCAAACUCCACAUCCAGGUGGCCCCUCAUCCUUGGGCUUACACCCAGCAUUCUUUGUGCAAUGAAUUUGGGGAAAACGGGGGUCAGAUUUUCCAUUUUGAAAGCCAGGAACCCAUCGGCUCCGGCUGUGUCGCCCAGGUGUAUAAAGCAUACGUGGACAUCUCUGCCCUUGGAGAGCCGCUGCGUAAAGAUCUCUUGAAGAAUUUGACAGUAGAUUCUGCUUCGGAAGCCUGGCAGGUGUCUGGGGUCAGGGGACUCUUCAGAUGGCUUUGGAAGAAUAAGCAGGAGGAGUCUUCAAAAGCAGAUGGUGCCCAUUGUUUACUUCAUGAAGAUGGUCGACAUGGAAGUGAUAAUCAGAGCAAACAUCUUCCAGAACAAAUGUCUGGAUAUCCUAGCAUGCUGUCAUCCUCUUCCAAAAGGAGUCAGCUUGUUCCAGUAGCCAUUAAAGUACUGCAUCCUGGAUUAGUUCACCAGGUUGAAAUGGAUCUGUUUCUGAUGAAGAUAGCUAGUCGAUUCAUUGAGCUUUUGCCUGGGCUCAAAUGGCUCAGUCCAAUCGAGAUUGUGGAGGAGUUUGAGAAACUCAUGACUCAGCAGAUUGACUUGCGCUACGAAGCGAGGAACCUGGAGCGUUUCCACCAUAAUUUCCGAGAUGAGGAUUCUGUGAAAUUCCCCAUUCCACUUCUCCCUUUUGUCACAAGAAACAUCCUAGUAGAGACAUUUGAGGCAGCUGCACCAGUGUCUCAGUAUCUGCACACCGAGGUCAAAAUGGCGCUGCGGCAGAAGUUAGCCAAGAUGGGUAUAGACAUGCUGCUAAAGAUGGUGUUCGUGGAUAACUUUGUCCAUGCUGACCUGCACCCGGGGAAUAUUCUGGUUCAGGGAGCACAGCACGCCAGUGAUGCCCCUGAGGUCCGGACUAGCAUGGUGGACCUGCUUGACACACUAAUUUUGGAAGUGCAGCCUUCACCCUCCCCACUCCGACUAGUGCUCCUGGAUGCAGGAAUCAUAGCAGAGUUGCAGGGGAGUGACCUUGAGAACUUCCGGGCCGUGUUUACAGCUGUGGUACUGGGACAGGGGGAGAGAGUGGCAGAGUUAAUCCUUCAUCACUCCCGGGCUAACCAGUGCAAGGAUGUGGAGAGAUUCAAAGCAGAAAUGGCAGAGUUGGUGAUGAAAGCCAGGAGCAACACCAUAGCCCUGGGAAAGCUCCAAGUAGCGAGCCUUCUAUCCAGCGUCUUCAAGUUACUAAUGACCCACAAGGUGAAGCUGGAGAGUAACUUUGCCUCUGUUGUAUUUGCCAUUAUGGUGCUGGAAGGCCUCGGCCGCUCGCUGGACCCUGAACUGGAUAUCCUGAAAGCAGCGAAACCUCUUCUUGUCAAACCUUCAGGUUCCCUCCUGGAGUAGCGGUCAGCCUGGCUCAUAUGUUUGGAAUAGAAGGCAGAAACAGUCUAUAGAUGGAAGACUUUGCUGAGAUUUAUUACUCAGUUUAUUUGUAUCUGGUGCUGAAACCUUCCCACUGGAUCCAGAUGUUUGGAUGUAAUGAAUGUAGUGCACUAUAACAAAGUCAACCAAAAGUGUGUCCAUUUUUUAGCUGUCAACAGUGGUAGACUGUCAGUUGGUCUGAAAACCAUCGGGAACCUAGAAUGUUAAAAAUGCCAUUAGGGUACUCCAUUUGGCCUUAACUACAAAGCAGUGGCUUUUGCCCAACAAGAGGGCCAGGAACAGAAAUAUGUUGUUUUUUACAUAUGCUGUUGGUGUAUGUUCUUCUAAGUGCAACAAUUUGUCUUGGGGAAGGUUGUAUGUAUUAAUAAACGGUUUGAAGU